This is a messenger RNA of Terrapene triunguis (Three-toed box turtle), 3274 nucleotides long. Its product is annotated as dual specificity tyrosine-phosphorylation-regulated kinase 1A. Gene Ontology annotation, cellular component: nucleus. The transcript is spliced from 12 exons. Gene Ontology annotation, biological process: peptidyl-threonine phosphorylation; peptidyl-serine phosphorylation; protein autophosphorylation. The coding region runs from base 557 to 2824 and encodes 755 amino acids. The record is from RefSeq and is a predicted model, not a curated record. Lineage: Eukaryota; Metazoa; Chordata; Testudines; Emydidae. Gene Ontology annotation, molecular function: transcription coactivator activity; ATP binding; protein serine/threonine kinase activity.
CGAGCGGGCAAGUGAGCGAGGAGUUCCCGGGGGCUCGGUUCGGCGCUGCGCUCCCCCCGCUCGCUCGCUCUCGCGGCUGUCUCCGCUCUGCCUGGCCGGGGCUCAGGCCGCCGCCGCGUCCGGGCCCCGCUGCCGCCGCCGGUCGCUGCGCAGGUUUGGAACGCGCGCCAUUUUGUGAGCGAUAGAAAAUCUGCCCGGCCAGGAAGCGCCGCGGAUCCGCCCGCCGGGCCGGGCCCCCCCGCCCGACUCCCCGCGAGAGGGAGGCGCGCUGCGGGCUCCCGCCGGGGCCCCGCACCACACCGGGGCCCGAGGGCGGCUGGACUGCGGAGCGGAGGCGCUGCGGUGCCGGGGCCCCCGGCCGAAGCGGGGGAAGCGCUGUACCCAGCCGCCGCCUCCCCGGAGCUCGAGAGAGGAGGCCUCUGCCGGGAUCGGGCCCCCCACGGCAGCCGGGCAGGAGAGCAGUGGCCACCCCCAACUCCCACGGUGUUGUGUUUUGCUGCUGGACUCUCCCCUGCCACCCACCCCCACAGGAUGAUAUGAGACUUGAAAGAAGACGAUGCAUACAGGAGGAGAGACUUCAGCAUGCAAACCUUCAUCUGUUCGGCUUGCACCGUCAUUUUCAUUCCAUGCUGCUGGCCUUCAGAUGGCUGGACAGAUGUCCCAUUCACAUCAGCAGUACAGCGAUCGUCGGCAGCAGAACAUAAAUGACCAACAGGUUUCUGCCUUAUCCUACACUGACCAGAUUCAACAACCUCUAACCAACCAAAGGCGGAUGCCCCAAACUUUCCGUGAUCCAGCUACUGCUCCCCUGAGGAAACUCUCCGUUGAUCUGAUCAAAACAUACAAACAUAUUAAUGAGGUUUACUAUGCAAAAAAGAAGAGGCGGCACCAACAGGGCCAAGGAGAUGAUUCCAGUCAUAAAAAGGAACGGAAAGUUUACAACGAUGGCUAUGAUGAUGACAACUAUGACUAUAUUGUAAAAAAUGGGGAGAAGUGGAUGGAUCGUUAUGAAAUUGACUCUUUAAUUGGCAAAGGAUCCUUUGGGCAGGUUGUAAAGGCUUAUGAUCGUGUGGAACAGGAGUGGGUUGCUAUUAAAAUUAUAAAGAACAAGAAGGCUUUCCUAAAUCAAGCCCAGAUUGAAGUGCGGCUUUUGGAGCUUAUGAACAAACAUGACACUGAAAUGAAAUACUAUAUAGUGCAUUUGAAACGCCACUUUAUGUUCCGAAACCAUCUCUGUUUAGUUUUCGAAAUGCUGUCCUACAACCUCUAUGACCUGUUGCGGAACACCAACUUCAGAGGUGUCUCACUGAACCUGACACGAAAGUUUGCACAGCAGAUGUGCACUGCACUGCUUUUCCUUGCGACUCCUGAACUUAGUAUCAUUCACUGUGACCUAAAACCUGAGAAUAUCCUGCUCUGUAACCCCAAACGAAGCGCUAUCAAGAUUGUUGAUUUUGGCAGUUCUUGCCAACUUGGGCAGAGGAUAUACCAAUAUAUCCAGAGUCGUUUUUAUAGAUCUCCAGAGGUGCUACUGGGAAUGCCUUAUGACCUUGCAAUUGACAUGUGGUCCCUUGGGUGUAUUUUAGUAGAAAUGCACACUGGAGAACCUCUCUUUAGUGGAGCAAACGAGGUGGAUCAAAUGAAUAAAAUAGUGGAAGUUCUGGGUAUAGCACCUGCUCAUAUUCUUGACCAAGCACCAAAAGCAAGAAAGUUCUUUGAAAAGUUGCCAGAUGGCACUUGGAACUUAAAGAAGACCAAAGAUGGAAAAAGGGAGUACAAACCACCAGGAACUCGUAAACUUCACAAUAUACUUGGAGUUGAAACAGGGGGACCAGGCGGACGGCGUACUGGGGAAUCGGGUCAUACUGUAGCUGACUACUUGAAGUUCAAAGACCUCAUCUUAAGGAUGCUUGAUUAUGACCCCAAAACCCGAAUUCAACCUUAUUAUGCCCUGCAGCACAGUUUCUUUAAGAAAACAGCAGAUGAAGGUACAAAUACAAGUAACAGUGUGUCUACGAGUCCUGCCAUGGAGCAGUCGCAGUCUUCAGGAACCACCUCUAGCACAUCUUCAAGCUCAGGUGGGUCUUCUGGGACAAGCAACAGUGGAAGGGCUCGGUCAGACCCUACACAUCAACAUCGACACAGUGGUGGACACUUCACUGCUGCUGUCCAAGCUAUGGACUGUGAAACACAGAGUCCACAGGUUCGACAGCAGUUUCCUCCUCCACUUGGUUGGACAAGCACUGAAGCUCCUACACAGGUCACCGUUGAAACCCAUCCAGUUCAAGAAACCACCUUUCAUGUAACCCCUCAGCAACAAAAUGCAUUACAUCACCACCAUGGGAAUAACUCCCACCAUCACCACCACCACCACCACCACCAUCAUCAUGGACAGCAAGCCUUGGGUAGCCGGACCAGGCCAAGGGUCUACAAUUCUCCCACAAAUAGCUCCUCCACCCAGGAUUCUAUGGAGGUGGGCCAUAGUCACCACUCCAUGACAUCUCUGUCUUCCUCAACUACUUCUUCCUCUACAUCUUCCUCCUCUACCGGUAACCAAGGCAAUCAAGCCUAUCAGAACCGCCCAGUGGCUGCUAAUACCUUGGACUUCGGACAAAAUGGAGCUAUAGACAUGAAUUUAACAGUCUAUUCUAAUCCGCGCCAAGAGACUGGCAUAGCUGGACAUCCAACAUACCAGUUUUCUGCUAAUACAGGUCCUGCUCAUUACAUGACUGAAGGACACCUUGCAAUGAGGCAAGGAAUUGAUAGAGAAGAGUCUCCCAUGACAGGAGUUUGUGUUCAGCAAAGUCCUGUGGCUAGCUCGUGACUAAACUGAAACUAAGUUUGUUUCUUGUGUGUUUUUAUAGAAGUGGUGUUUUUCCAAAAACAAAGUGCAAAGCUGCUUGAAUCAGAAGGAGAUAAACUCACUGAACCGCUACAGGAGGGCAAAGCUGACUAUUUUUUUAAACUUGAAAAGAUUGCAAAGGGACAAUGAAAGUUUUUUAAGAGCCAUGUCCAAACCCACCUUAAUGGAUAGCUUAGAGGUGUUGUCUCACCUUUUGCUUCCCCCUUCCUCCCAUUUUAACUUGCCACAACUUAGUCAUAGAUUUUUUUUUUUUUGUCUCAGUCAACAGGGGUUAAUGUUCAAAUGUUGGUCUUAGUUGCAAAUUAUUUUUUUUAAAAGCACUGCACAGGAUUUACAUAAAAGGACCCUUUGAGGUUGGUGGGGAGGGAUUGAGUAAUAUGGGUUUUUUAAGUUCCCCAAAUACACAUGGGC